AUGGCCACCAUCCUCGAGUCUCCGUUCCCCGCUUCGACCAAGCAGUCGGCCUGCCUCAUUGAUGGCAUUCACACCGACUGCAGCGUAGUCUCCUUUGCCGAUAAGAUCGUCAUAACUCUGACGCAACAAGGCCGUCUUGCGCAAUGGUUCCAUGUACCCCUCGACGGACACCAUCCCGGUCUGCUCGAAGGCAAGUCACCCGACGACGAAGACGGGCUUCUCCCACUAUCUCAUUUGACGCCAACCACCCUCCUUGGCGGAACUGUCCCGGAGCGGGAGGCGCUUGGACAGACAAUUGCCGUCCAGCUUGCAUCUGUUUUGGCGAUGCGCAGGAAGGAGGAGGGGCGGAUGCUGGUUGUUGGGUUGGGGCUGCAGCAGAAGGAGCUGGACGGUGAGGCGUUUGUGAAGUUGGUGGAGCUGGUGGGAGACUGUUUGUAG
Morchella sextelata is the source of this 438-nucleotide messenger RNA. RefSeq lists its product as uncharacterized. The transcript has 2 exons. Lineage: Eukaryota; Fungi; Ascomycota; Pezizomycetes; Pezizales; Morchellaceae. The coding region runs from base 1 to 438 and encodes 145 amino acids. The record is from RefSeq and is a predicted model, not a curated record. Gene Ontology annotation, biological process: proteasome assembly.